AUAAUAGCUCACAACAAGGUCAAAAAGUAAUAACGUUUCAAAACAGUCACUAUCAUCUCAGUUGGCUCUUGUCACUCAUUGAAAAAGGUGUUCUGUGCUUUUGUGGUUUUGAUUCUAAAUUAUUAAUCCCAUAUAAAGAUGCCGAUAAAAAUAUACAAAAUGGAUUUGAGUCCACCGGCACGCUCUGUUAUGAUGGCCUGUGAAGUGCACGGCAUUACAGCUGAAAUGAUAGAUGUAAAUCUUAUAGAGCAAGAACAUAAAACACCGCAAUAUUUGAAGAUGAACCCGCUUCAUACCGUACCGGUAUUAGAAGAUGGCGACCUCAUUAUAAGUGACAGCCAUGCUAUAUUGAUGUAUCUGACAGAUGUUUAUGGAAAAGAUGAUUCGCUGUAUCCAAAAGAUAUAAAACAAAGGGCGAUGGUAAAUCAAAAGCUUUUCUUCAGUAAUUCAACCUUAUUCCAUAGAUUACGUAACAUAACGUAUUACGUUUUGAUAGAAGGAAUGAAGAUAGUGCCACAAAGACUUUACGAUGAUAUUGAAGAAGCGUAUGGUUUCCUAGAGGAGUUUCUGUCCCGUAGUAAGUUCUUGGCCGGUGAUCAUAUGACUAUCGCUGAUAUUGCCGCCAUAUCUACAGUGACAUCACUCCUGUACGUUCACCCUCACGACAGUAAAAAGUACCCGAAAACAGUUGCGUGGAUUAAAGAAAUGGAGAAGCAACCUUUCUGUCAGAAAUAUAAUGCACCGGGGAGCGCUCUUUUAGGGAAACUGUUUAAUGAGAAAAUAAAAAGUUAACGUGGAACUUUUAACUUUAUAUUUUUACAAUUUCUUGAUCCUGACGUAUGAUAUGUAUUACUUACUAAUAUUAUAAAAGCAAAAGUAA
Molecule: messenger RNA, 880 nt
Organism: Galleria mellonella (greater wax moth)
Lineage: Eukaryota; Metazoa; Arthropoda; Insecta; Lepidoptera; Pyralidae
Gene: GSTe3
Product: glutathione S-transferase 1-like
Exons: 6
Coding region: 139-792 (217 amino acids)
Biological process (GO): glutathione metabolic process
Molecular function (GO): glutathione transferase activity
Source: RefSeq, a predicted model, not a curated record